UGCUGCAGCACUCUAACUCACCGGGGUAACACGGUUAUAAAUUGGCGCGUCAUCGUAGUACCAUUUGCAGUCGGUGCACGGACGCGCAACAAUGCAGAAAGAGGCUCGGAACUACGACAAGAUCGUCAACAGGGAUGAGAUCACGGAUGCCGCCGCGGCGGCGUUCGCCAACGCCGGCCAGGUCCCGGAGAAGUACGUCCGGACCGAGGAGGUCCUCGACGGCGUCGUUGUCGGCGAGGACGAGAGCUACGAGCUGCCGGUCGUCGACAUGGCCAGUCUUCUUGACCCGGAGUCGGCGGCGCUCGAGAUCGGGAAGCUCGGGGACGCUUGCAGGAACUGGGGCUUCUUUCAGCUGACGAACCAUGGAGUCGACGAAGAAGUGAUCCAGCGAAUGAAAGACAGCACCGUGCAGUUCUUCAGCUCGCCGCUGGAGAGCAAGAAGAAAGUGGCGGUCCGAGAGAACGGCUUCGAAGGAUUCGGGCACCAUUACAGCAGGGCAUCAGGAGGUAAGCUGGACUGGGCAGAGAGCGUGAUCCUCAUCACGCAGCCACCCCAAGACAGGAACAUGGAGAUGUGGCCUACCAACCCGCCCACAUUUAGGGACGCGCUUGAGGUGUACUCCGUGGAGAUGAUCGGUCUCGCGAUGAAGCUCCUGGGCUUCAUGGCGGCCGACCUCGGGGUGGAGCGGGAGGCGCUCGUCGGCGCCUUCACCGGGCGGCGGCAGAGCAUGGCGAUCCACUACUACCCCCCCUGCCCCCACCGGGAGAAGGUGAUGGGCAUCACGCCGCACACCGACGGGCUCGGCCUGACGCUGCUGCUGCACGUGGACGGCACGCCGGGCCUGCAGAUCAGGAAGGGCGGCCGGUGGUUCCCGGUGCGGCCGCUGCCGGGCGCCUUCGUCGUGAACGUCGCCGACAUCCUCGACGUCCUGAGCAACGGCACGUACAGGAGCGUCGAGCACCGGGUGAUCCCGGACGCCGAGAGGGCCCGCACCACCGUCGUGAUAUUCCAGGAGGCCUCCGUCGGAGGGGCGGUGGCGCCGCUGCCGGGGCUCGUGCCGAAGGGCGGCGGGGCGCGCUACAGAUCCAUCGGAGUAGAGGAGUAUAUCAAGGGGAACUUCAACGCGCUGGCUGAAGGGACAUGCUUCAUCGAGAGCCUCAGGAUUUAGAGCUUGUGAUCGCGAUGUAUCUGCACCCAAGUGGUUGGUGACAGAGAGCUGCUUGCUUCUGUCCUUGUAUCCAGUGCGCUUGAAAAAUUGAAUAAAAAUCCAGACUGCAGAGUAACACUA
This is a messenger RNA of Panicum hallii, 1288 nucleotides long. Its product is annotated as S-norcoclaurine synthase 1-like. The coding region runs from base 92 to 1168 and encodes 358 amino acids. The transcript has 3 exons. The record is from RefSeq and is a predicted model, not a curated record. NCBI's taxonomy places the organism in Eukaryota, Viridiplantae, Streptophyta, Magnoliopsida, Poales, Poaceae.